AUGGAGCGUGAAUCGAAUCCGAUGGAGGCGCUAUGCCGCUCUGGGUGCGGUUUCUACGGAAACCCAUCGACGGAUGGCCUCUGCUCAGUUUGCUUCAAGGAGGCGUUAAAAAAGAAGCAACAACCACCUGCGACGACGCCGUCGCCAGUUUCGUCGUCAUUUGUGCCUGCGCCCGCGCCCGCCACGCCGCUCGCCGCCGCCGCGCCCACCGUGCCCUCACUGCCUGCGCAGAUACACACGCAGACAGACGUGAGGCCUUGCUUUUGUCUUUUACAUUAUCCUCAAUAUUAUACCACACUCCCUCUAGCUAAGGGCUCGUUUACACUAACAUGA
Messenger RNA from Leptosia nina, 333 nucleotides. The record is from the annotation of a GenBank genome assembly. Lineage: Eukaryota; Metazoa; Arthropoda; Insecta; Lepidoptera; Pieridae.